UUCCUCCUGAAGCUGCCCUUCUCUGAUGUCGCUUUUACUCGAUGUUCCUUCUCCCCCGGCUGUUGCAGGACUUGACUGGUGGCAGAGAUGAGGCUUCCACGGGCCUGAGUGAAGAGCAGAAGGAGUUUCAGAAAGUGGCCUUUGACUUUGCCUCCCGGGAGAUGGCCCCUCACAUGGCAGAGUGGGACCAGAAGGAGCUGUUUCCAGUUGAGACGAUGAGGCGGGCAGCCCAGCUUGGCUUCGGCGGGAUCUACGUGAAGCCUGACGUGGGCGGGUCGGGGCUGACCCGGCUUGAUACCUCCGUCAUCUUCGAGGCCUUGUCCACGGGCUGUACCAGCACCACGGCAUAUAUAAGCAUCCAUAAUAUGUGUGUGUGGAUGAUUGACACUUUUGGAAAUGAAAAACAGAGGCACAGAUUCUGCCCACCGCUCUGCACCAUGGAGAAGUUUGCUUCCUACUGCCUGACGGAGCCAGGAAGUGGGAGUGAUGCAGCAUCCCUGUUGACCUCAGCAAAGAGGCAAGGUGACCAUUACAUCCUUAAUGGCUCAAAGGCCUUCAUCAGCGGCGGCGGAGAAUCGGACACUUACGUGGUCAUGUGCCGGACUGGGGGCCCCGGUCCUAAGGGCAUCUCCUGCCUGGUUGUUGAGAAGGGGACUCCUGGACUCAGUUUUGGCAAGAAGGAGAAGAAGGUCGGGUGGAACUCUCAGCCCACCCGAGCGGUGAUCUUUGAGGACUGCCCCGUUCCCGUGGCCAACAGGAUUGGAGCCGAGGGCCAGGGCUUCCUCAUCGCCAUGAAGGGAUUGAACGGAGGGAGGAUUAAUGUCGCCUCCUGCUCCCUGGGGGCCGCCCACGCUGCCGUCGUCCUGGCCAGGAACCACCUCAAUGUCCGGAAGCAGUUUGGGGAGCCACUGGCCAGCAACCAGUACCUGCAGUUUAAACUGGCCGACAUGGCGACUCGGCUGGUGGCGUCACGACUCAUGAUCCGGAAUGCGGCCGUGGCCCUGCAGGAAGGGCGGGAGGAUGCCGUGGCCCUGUGUUCCAUGGCGAAGCUCUUUGCCACGGACGAGUGCUUCACGAUCUGCAACCAGGCCUUGCAGAUGCACGGCGGCUACGGCUACCUGAAGGACUACGCGGUUCAGCAGUAUGUGCGGGACUGCAGGGUUCACCAGAUUCUGGAAGGUUCCAAUGAAGUAAUGAGGAUGCUGGUGUCUCGAAGUCUGCUUCAAGAGUAGAGGCCGGAGAGGGUCUCCGGGCUCGGGGCCCACUGAACCACGCACUGUUGGCGGGGCCCGCUACACAACCCGGGAGGGAAGGCUGGGCUGGCUUAAUUACUGCGGGGCCUUUCUCCUCACAGCGUGUGCGGCCUUCAGCUCUCCCCAGGGACAGCCAGAGCUGCUCCUCUGGGGAAGAGCCAUGUGUCCAGAGAAAUAGAUGUCCACCAGAACCAAAGUCUCUAUUUUUCCAACAAGCAGCUUCACUCAAAAAAAAUCGCGUGAGAAACUCCUCGCUUCCCGCUCGCCUUCAUGCCUCGAUACUGGCAAAACUCUGAGUGUCGCGGGUCGCGAGUCACUUCUUCACCAAAGUCCUGCUGAUCUUAGUUUGCCAGAUUUCUGCAGCUGAGGACUCGCCCCACAGCUCCAGGGAAUUGAGGGUUUCCGGCAUGGGUUUUUCCCAAAGGGAGAAGCAAGGACCGGAGGUGUUAGUACAGUGCUCUGCACACAGUAAGCGCUCAAUAAAUACGAUUGAUUGAUUGAUUAAGGGAGACGAGGUCCUGCCAUCUGGCUCUAAGACUGUCAGUUAAAUGCACCCACCAUCUUUUUGAACGUACCUGCCCCCUCUCCUCCACUGUACCUGUAUCUACGUAGAUGGGAAUUUCGGGCAAAUCUUGCUCAUGGAUCUCUUGAGCAGGAGGGGUCUCUCUACUACCUUGGAUAAUCUGGAAUCAGUCAACCAAUCAAGCAGUCAGUGGUACUUAUUAAGUGCCUAUUGUGUGCAGAAUACCCUACUGAGCACUUAGGAAAGUGAUGUGGUUGCAACUGUGAUCAGUUUUACUAUUCUUCUUAAAUCAUUAAAAACUUGUUGGGGUAUGUCUGUGUUCUCUGAUCAGUUUUUCCUCGGUAUCCUGUUUUUACCUUAGAUGGUAUUUUUAUGAGUUGCUGGUCUUUUGAAAUAAAUCCCAGCUCUUUACGAUCUCUAACAUCAAAUAAACUGAUACUACUGAUCCCA
Molecule: messenger RNA, 2226 nt
Organism: Tachyglossus aculeatus (Australian echidna)
Lineage: Eukaryota; Metazoa; Chordata; Mammalia; Monotremata; Tachyglossidae
Gene: ACAD8
Product: acyl-CoA dehydrogenase family member 8
Exons: 11
Coding region: 42-1232 (396 amino acids)
Biological process (GO): lipid metabolic process
Molecular function (GO): flavin adenine dinucleotide binding; acyl-CoA dehydrogenase activity
Source: RefSeq, a predicted model, not a curated record